AUGACACUAAAUGACAGGCAGGAGCUCAUGAUGAACCCAGAGAAGAGCAUUCCAGAAGAAACAGUAGGUACAACAACCCUAAGGUAUUUGGCUCGAGUAGGGGAGCUUGAAGCAACUGACACUGAAGACCUGACUCUAAAUUAUGGCCUUGUUGUGGACUGUGGCAGCAGUGGCUCCCGGAUUUUUGUUUAUUUCUGGCCAAGACAUAAUGGCAACCCCCAUGAUUUGCUGGACAUCAAACAGAUGAGAGACCGCAACAGCCAACCAGUCGUUAAAAAAAUCAAGCCAGGAAUCUCUGCAAUGGCAGACACCCCAGAACAUGCCAGUGAUUACCUUCGUCCUCUGCUGAGCUUUGCUGCUGCCCAUGUGCCUGUGAAGAAGCACAAGGAGACACCCCUUUACAUCCUAUGCACAGCAGGCAUGCGGCUUCUCCCUGAGAGAAAGCAGCUGGCCAUCUUGGCUGAUCUAGUGAGAGAUAUACCGCUGGAGUUUGACUUCCUCUUUUCCCAGUCUCAGGCAGAAGUGAUCUCUGGGAAGCAGGAAGGAGUUUAUGCAUGGAUUGGAAUCAACUUUGUUUUGGGAAGAUUCGACCAUGAGGAUGAAUCCGAUGCUGAGGCUCCCCAGGAAUUGGCAGCAGGGCGCAGAAGGACAGUAGGGAUACUGGAUAUGGGAGGAGCCUCUCUUCAAAUUGCUUAUGAAGUUCCUACCUCAACCUCUGUCCUUCCUCCAAAACAGGAAGAAGAAGCAAAGAUCCUGCUGGCUGAAUUCAACCUGGGCUGUGAUGUGCAACAUACUGAACACGUGUAUAGGGUUUAUGUCACGACCUUCCUGGGUUUUGGGGGCAACUUUGCCCGGCAGCGCUAUGAAGACCUUGUGCUGAAUGAAACCCUUACCAAAAAUAGGUUGCUGGGCCAGAAGACUGGUCUGAGUCCAGACAAUCCACUUCUGGAUCCCUGCCUGCCUGUGGGCCUCACAGAUGUGGUGGAGAGGAAUAGCCAGGUGCUGCACAUCCGAGGAAGAGGAGACUGGGCGUCUUGUGGGGCGAUGCUGAGCCCCCUGCUGGCUCGCUCCAACACCAGCCAGGCCUCGCUGAAUGGCAUCUACCAGUCACCAAUUGACUUCAACAACAGCGAGUUCUACGGUUUCUCUGAGUUUUUUUACUGUACAGAGGAUGUGUUACGCAUUGGUGGCCAUUAUCACGGGCCAACGUUUGCCAAGGCUGCCCAGGUAAAUUAUUUAUAAUAAAGAUGACUCACGCCAGCUGCAGCCAUUUAUUGGAUGCCUAACUUUGUAUCAGAUGCUGUUCAAAGAGCUUUGCAUGCCUGAUCUCACUGGAUUCUUCGCAGGGGCCCUAUGAGCCCUCAUUUUAUAGAUGAGAAAGUGGACUCAGAAGUUAAGGAACCCACUGUGCUGGACUGUCUUCUAGUUCAUUAAGCUUAGGUUUCCAUGCAUGUCGUGAUCACCCAGAUUAUCACCCCAGUCCAUAAUUGUGGUGGCUAACGGUUGUUCCUCUAGUUUUCCAAUAAUCUUGUUUAAUGUUUGUGGCCAAAAGUAUCAUCCCCAGAGAUUUUUCUCCUUACUGGGUAUUCUCAAUGGUAAUGUGCUUUUGGAGAUGAUGUCACACAGGUGGGCAAGUGCACUUUCAUUUUUUUGGUUUGAGUCAUUAGGAGGCCAGAAUGGUAUAUAGGGUCACUUGGAAUAUUAGAAAGAUGUUGGGAAAAGCAAUGUCGGUGUAAGUAUUAUUUAAAACUAAAAUGCAGAAGAAAUAAAAAUUCAU
Molecule: messenger RNA, 1777 nt
Organism: Leptonychotes weddellii (Weddell seal)
Lineage: Eukaryota; Metazoa; Chordata; Mammalia; Carnivora; Phocidae
Source: RefSeq, a predicted model, not a curated record